CUCUGCGUCAUAUCCUGGAAAUGAUACAAAGUUCAAAAGUGUGUAGUUUCAGAGAAAUGUUCUGAUAAAUACAUUGGAAUGAAUAAACAAUGACGAACAAGAUCAGUGUCUCGUCCUCUCAGCUCGUCUGGAGAGUUUGUAAUUUAUUCAUGUCACUGUUUUUCUCGUUGGCAACUUACGUGCAGAUAAAUGAUCCAGAUGCCGGUUUGUGGAUGGUUGGCUAUGCUAUUCCAGCUGGAUUAUGUUUUUCGAUUUGCUGUCAUCAACAAAUAACAGAGUCAUUAUUAUGGAGGAGAAUCGCGGAUCUGCAUGUGCUCAUAUCCUCUGCAUUUGGAGCCAUUCUUGGCUGGAAACUUUGUAAGGAGGGAAUUACAACAGACAUUUUUCAACAAGAAGAAGGAAGGGAAUGUUGUGGACUCCUGCUGGUGGUUUUCUGGCUUCUGCUGUGCAGACAUUCAGGAAGGAGUGCGGUCGGCUCGGUGAGGAUCUGCACUGCUGUGGGAAUCACUGUGUUUCCCUUCAUCACAUGGAUCUAUUACUACAUGAACACCGAGCUGAGGAAACACUGGCCUGAACACUGUAACACUGCUCUCUGAU
Messenger RNA from Rhinichthys klamathensis goyatoka, 597 nucleotides. It is a transcript of the gene tmem220, whose product is annotated as transmembrane protein 220. Bases 90 to 596 code for a protein of 168 amino acids. The transcript has 6 exons. The record is from RefSeq and is a predicted model, not a curated record. Lineage: Eukaryota; Metazoa; Chordata; Actinopteri; Cypriniformes; Leuciscidae.